ACACAUAUCAUUCCGCCAAGUUAAAACGCAACGGAUAAUUUUUUGUAAGCCAAUCAACUUGCAAGUUAGCGAUAAAAAGCUUAUCAUAAAAUGUGGUUAUUUAACUGUUGGUAGGCCUGUACCAAUGUUUGUGUGGCCCACGCGCGUCUACCCGGCACUACCCCGUCACUAACACACCUCCAUGUUUUUGUUUAUUUAGGUUAGGCGUGAGGUUUAUAAAAGCAUCAUGAGUUUUGAGUCAUCUACUGGGUCAGCACUCCCUGAUGGGGAGACAAGAACAAAUUUAAUCAUCAAUUACCUUCCACAGACGCUAACUGACCAAGAGUUUUAUAAAAUUUUUGUUGUGGUGGGCCCUAUCAAAAAUUGCCGGAUCAUGAAAGAUUUAAAGCAGACUGGGUAUUCGUUUGGGUUUGGCUUCGUGGAGUAUCAGAAACCAGAAGAUGCUGCUAAGGCAAUUCUUCAGUUAAAUAAUCUUCCUGUGCAACAUAAACGUAUCAAGGUUUCUUACGCUCGGCCGCCAGGAGAAGACAUAAAGGAGACAAAUCUCUAUAUACAAAAUAUUCCCAGAUCCUACACCCUAGACCAGUUAGAAGAACUCUUUUCUUCGUAUGGUCAUAUAGUUCAAAAGAAUCUUCUAAAGGACAAGGUUACUGGGUUACCUAGAGGAGUCGGGUUUGUCAGGUUUGAUAAGAAGAGCGAGGCAGAAGCUGCUAUCAGUGGCAUGAAUGGUGUUACUCCGGAAGGUGGCACGGAACCGUUGGUAGUCAAAGUAGCAGAAGAACAUGGAAAAAUGAAAGCAGCUUACUAUGCUGGGUAUCAUGCAGGACUAAACAACACGAGAGGUGGAGGUCAAGUUCCCGGAGGAGUACCCCCUGGACUUAAUGUAUUCCAGCGACUAAGCAUAUCAGGUCGAGGGCGUGGGAACUACAACAACCGCGGAGGCGGUGGUGGUGCUGGCUACCAAGGACGUGGAAACUAUAACAAUGUGACCCGUCAGAAUCAGCAGGGUGGUAAGAUGGCCCCAGACAGGGUCGGUAACCGCUAUAACCCCAUUGGCACUGGUGGUGGUUACGGUGGUGGUUAUGGUGGAGGUUAUGGCGGUGGUGGUAGCUCUGCAGAAUCAUUCUACCAGUUCUCCACACCGACGUUCAGUGGGGAUGACUACACCUCAUUCUCAAACAUGGAUGCUGGAGGCUACGGCCGGUAUUAAGUCUGGCAUGCACAGCAUAUCCAUGUUUUGAGUGUCAUUGCUAAGUUCCAAUUGGAACUUAGGAUGAAAAGGACAAACAUUUGAAUUUUGUAGAUGAAAGAAAAACAGAGCUAAAAAACUGUUAGAGGUUUUAAAAAGAAUGGAAAAUCUAUUUGUUGUGAUAGUCAAUUCUACCAAAGCUUUUUGAUCUUGUAUUUUUCUUAUUCUAACUAGGGGGGCAUGAUGCAUUAACUUUCCAUUAGAGGAGAUGCAUUUUAUAAGAAUUUAUUUUCAUUGUAGUCUUCUAAAAGUGGCUUCAUUGCACUAAAGUAUUUCCUAGCUCUGUUUAUAUUUGGUAGAAACGGCCGAGUCCCUAGUGUCCUUAUGUCAUUAAUUUUGGAAAUGAAAAUGUUUUUCCUUGUGUGAACAGCAACAGAGCUAAUGCCACAGUUGGUUCCUGUUCUCAUCAUAAACAGUUUUUUUGCUUUUUUAUCUUUGUAUUUCUUUGAUUUUUUUGUGAAUUUAUUAACCAACGAAGUGUCAAAGUGUGUUUAUUCAUUAUUUUUAUGUGGAUUUACUCCCUGCAGCAGGCAUGGUAUGCUGCAAUAGAUAGGAUAAUACAUCUUCAUUAUUAUUAUGUUAUUGUGUUAUGCAGUAGGCUUAUUCAUAUAAUCUUACUAUAAGAUAUUGAUGGUUUCAUAAUAUCUUUUUCCAUUUGAACCAGUUUUAUUUUCAAUAUAAGAAAACUGCAAUCAGGUAAAGUUUAGUUUUAAGUUUUUCAUUGUUAUUGGUCGGUAGCAACUAUACCUGAAUAUUAAAGAAUUGUUUAUUUUGUUCAUGAAAAAAAGUUAUCAAAUGUUAAAGUGAUCAUUUUUACAGUGCUACAUUAUUUUUGCUCACACUGUAAUAAGUUGAGAUAUAUUUAAUAAAGUGAAACUAUCGUAAA
Messenger RNA from Macrobrachium nipponense, 2135 nucleotides. Its product is annotated as sex-lethal homolog. Gene Ontology annotation, cellular component: ribonucleoprotein complex. The transcript has 8 exons. Gene Ontology annotation, molecular function: RNA binding. Lineage: Eukaryota; Metazoa; Arthropoda; Malacostraca; Decapoda; Palaemonidae. The record is from RefSeq and is a predicted model, not a curated record. The coding region runs from base 227 to 1210 and encodes 327 amino acids.